CAAAACUUCAACUGAUCAACUACAACAUGAAGCAGAUGUUACAACACAAUCAAGGGCUAGGUUUGUCUUUCACAGCCUUCCCUUACCUUCCCUUCCAAUGUUCUCUAUCUCUCAUCUGUUGCUUUCUGAUAUUUAAGACUACCAAUAAAUUAUUGUUCAUAGAGGACCUCAUGUAUCUAGAUCCACUUGUAGAUGACAAAAUUGUUAUGUCUGUAGUGCUUAACUUCCUUGGUCAGUGAUGAACUUUGAGUAUUUUCCUAAUAUUUCAAGGAUUUAAAUAAGAUUCCCAACCAUCUUUCAGUAACUUAUCUGCUUUUGUCAUCACACCAUCCUUUGCAUCCUCUAGGAACUGGCCCAUCCUGCAUUAGAGAAUAUGUAGAUAUAUGCAAUAUCAAACAAGUUUGUGGAGCUUUACAAAAAAUAUUUUAAAAAAGUUUGGAAAACAAAGCACAACUAGUAUUUUACAAAUUACAACAUUUAUUUAAUGCCAGAUUUGGUCCCUCAACUCGUUGAGUUGGUCCCAUUUGGUCCUUGAACUUAUUUCAGUCCUCCAAUAAUCCUCGAUUUUUUUUUAUUCACCAAAAUGGUCAUUCUGGUUAAGGAAAUGGUAGCAUGGCACAACUUUCAAUCAAGGAAAUCAUUUUUU
Rubroshorea leprosula is the source of this 646-nucleotide messenger RNA. The record is from the annotation of a GenBank genome assembly. Lineage: Eukaryota; Viridiplantae; Streptophyta; Magnoliopsida; Malvales; Dipterocarpaceae.